GCUUUCACUGUGGACAUCCAAUGAACCGCCUGCCAACCCUCAGGGCGAGGCGUCAGCAAUUUGCUGCCCUCCGUUUCCUUGCAACAGCUGCAACAUCAAGACAUGCCGUCCCUCAAACGGUCAUCGAAAAGGUCGUACAAAAGUAUGCCGUCGAUCUUCCACCUGGCAGAGUUGUGCGUGCGGGGGACUAUGUCAUGAUUCGCCCGGAGCAUGUCAUGACACAUGACAAUACCGGACCUGUAAUAUCCAAAUUCAAAUCCGUGGGCGCAACCAAGAUCGCAAACCCCAGGCAGCUCGUUUUUACACUCGACCAUGAUGUUCAGAACAAGUCCGAAAAAAAUCUUGCAAAAUAUCUUAAAAUCGAACAGUUCGCGAGGGAGCACGACGUCGACUUUUAUCCCGCUGGUCGGGGUAUAGGACACCAAGUUCUCAUCGAAGAAGGCUACGCAUUUCCGUACACGUUGACUGUUGCCAGCGACAGUCACAGCAACAUGUAUGGUGGGGUUGGGUGCGUCGGUACCCCAAUCGUCCGUACAGACGCAGCUGCCCUCUGGGCAACCGGUAAAACCUGGUGGCAAGUACCACGCAUGAUCAAGGUGGAAUUCAAGGGAAAACUGUCACCCGGGGUGACUGGGAAGGAUGUCAUCGUCGCCCUUUGUGGUUCGUUUAAUAAGGACGAGGUGCUGAAUGCUGCCAUCGAGUUCACUGGUGAAGGUGUAGCUGGUCUCAGCACUCUGCUAGAUUGGUACGAGCGGACACUCAAGAAGCUCGAAUUCUGCACAUUUGCAUCGAAGUCUAUGCCACCACUUCCUGAACAUCCUCGUAUCAACAGACGACGCCUAGCUGCACUGCAAGCUGCGCCGUUAGCGUCCGACUUCGGUGCCGAAUAUGCUUCACAUCUCCGCUUCGAUCUUUCAACACUCGUCCCUCACGUCUCUGGCCCGAAUAGUGUCAAGGUGUCAACACCCCUCCCAAAACUUGAAGAAGCUCGCAUACCCAUUCAAAAGGCAUAUCUCGUCAGCUGUACCAAUUCCCGCGUAUCUGACAUUGCAGCGGCUGCUGCUGUGAUGAAGGGCAAUAAGGUUGCCCCUGGCGUCCAAUUCUAUAUCGCAGCUGCAAGUUCUGUAGUGCAGCAGGAGUCUGAGCACCUUGGUGACUGGGAUGCACUCAUAGCGGCUGGUGCAACGGUUCUACCUGCUGGGUGUGGCCCCUGCAUCGGUCUUGGCACAGGGUUACUCGAGGAAGGUGAGACGGGUAUCAGUGCUACCAACCGGAAUUACAAAGGUCGCAUGGGCCACCCAAAGGCACAGGCAUAUCUAGCUAGCCCUGCUGUAGUUGCUGCCAGUGCCAUCAACGGGUACAUUUGCGGUCCUGCUUCCCUCGAUACCAACCGCUUACCACCUACUGGUGCACCGUCGUUCCACAUCGCUGAGACAGGAUCGGGAGCGGCGGCGUCUGUCACCUCUGACACAGAGGAGCCGCUUCUUCCCGGCUUUCCGGAAUCGUUUUCAGGACGCCUCCUCUUCGUCCCCCAGGAUAACCUUAGUACAGAUGCAUUGUACCCCGGGAAGUAUACCUACCAAGACGAUAUUACACUCGAGCGCCAGGCGGAAGUGGUCAUGGAGAACUACGACACAUCCUUUGCUGGUCUCGUCUCAUCGCUCCUCAAAGAACAGCCAUUAUUCUCAGCAUCGGCAAACUCAAAGCAAGGCGUGGUUCUCGCACUCAAGGCCGCUGGCAUUCCUGUCGUCAUUGCAGGUUCGUUCGGCGAUAUUUUCAAGCGCAAUGCGAUCAACAACGGGCUCAUUUGCCUGGAGAGCCCCGAGCUUGUGAGUGAUUUGACUGAGAUGUACGCGAUGGACGGUAGGCGUGGUGCGGGAGGAAAGGAUGGUGAGCUGACAGUUAACCGGGGCCACGCGAUGCGGAUAAAUAUGCGUGAUGGAAAUGUUUUCGUGAGCGGUCCUCAGGGGGAAAGGCGGUACAAGGUACGCCCUGUGGGAGCGAGCGUGCAGGAACUUUGGAUCUGUGGAGGCUUGGAAGGUUACAUACUCAAAUCUAUUCAGACGCAAUCGUAAAG
Pisolithus orientalis is the source of this 2077-nucleotide messenger RNA. RefSeq lists its product as uncharacterized. The coding region runs from base 21 to 2075 and encodes 684 amino acids. Lineage: Eukaryota; Fungi; Basidiomycota; Agaricomycetes; Boletales; Pisolithaceae. The transcript has 4 exons. The record is from RefSeq and is a predicted model, not a curated record.